UUCAUAAGAACUAAACCCGCAACCUGGAAUGCAGUGGGAACAGAGUUCGUUGUUGAAACUGUGUUACACAACAAUUAUAAGAUGUAAUUGUUGCCUUAAAACAGUGACUUGGUUAAAUUGCCUUUGAUAACAUUCCUUUUGAGCGAGAGUGAUGUAAGUCCCACGAUUCCUUUGAACUGCGUUGUCAGCAAAGCGACCUGCCGGCGUAACCGCCUGUGAUGUGGCUCAAAACACACCUUUGGAACAUCGGUGUAAUCGAAAGAGUACACCUUUUUGAAAUUUUUAUCCUCUGGCCUCAUUCGAUAUUCAAAUUUGUUCAUCGUUUAGUAAAUUACAGAGGGUUGGGUGAGAUUUAAGGUUCUCAAACAUGAUGCUUAUGAAGAUUGCUGUCCUUUGGGAUGCUGCACCAUGUAUGAAGUCUGGUAGAUAUUGACCGAUGUUUCAGAGGAGCUUACUGCCCCUAUCAUCAUGGUGAUAUGGCCUCUUAUUCAGAAUUCUGAUGAUGGAGGUGGUCAUUACGUAUCAGACUACGAGGCGCAACAUCCAAGAUGACAGCCAUCUUCAAUUUUUAGCAUGCCAACCUGAUGCCAUCACAACUGCAAGAGAGACUUGAUUACAAACACAUGUUUAGAAUCAUGCCCACGCUUUUGUUGCUGGGGCAAUGUUCAAAUCGAGUUCUCGUAGUUUCUCAUUACAGGUGUGUGUACAUGGUGCCCCUAGCCAGACAGUCGUGAUGAUGAUAAUCAAUUUACAGCUGGCAGGGACAUCGUUGUCGUGGUUGUUUUGAUACAUGACAGGUCCUCUCUAGGUUGUCCGCCUGCCAGAUUAAUUAAUUUAAUGAUGUAUGGGACCACCUUGCGCUAUUAGCAUGCUGUAGCACUGGCCUGUCUAAACAAAUACUCGAUCCUGAUCUGUCGCAAGACAUCGCCAACGUCUUGCAGCUACUGGAUAAUGAGACUGGCGUCAUAACCUGUUUUUCUUUUUCAAAUUAUAUGAUGUAAAAUAAUUCUCUGUGUUUAGUUUGUGACUUCUGAGAGGAGUCUAUUUGGAAGUAAUAUGACAAGGGGGAAAAGUUUUAUAAUGGGGAUCUUCAUAAUUUGUGAUCUGUAAAAUAAUAUUAGGGCGAUCAAAACCAGGAUGAGAUGGUCUGGGAAUGUAGCAUUCCUACGAGAAAUAACGCACAUGAUAUCGAAGUGCGAAAACUCGAAAUCAAAGAGACCUCUUGGAAGACGAAGAUGGGAGGAUAAUAGUAAAACGGAUCAUAUUUGUUAAGAUAUGCCUGCUUUAGAUUCAAGGUCAAGGGAGGCUACAUGUUACUUCUUAGUUAAUGUAUAUAACCUCUCAGUGUACAGCAAAGGCUGUAGACAUUGGCUUGUUUUCAGGAAUGAGGGCCCAGAAUAUUUUUAUACGACACAAAAUAUGUUUGAAGAAAGGGAUAGAGGACGUACUUACGCCAUAAUUUAUGUUCGGGGCGGGGGUUAUCAAUCUUUUUUUUCUCCCAACAUUCCUCAUCCUAAUCCCGUUGUCUGAUUAGCAAUAAAUCAACGUCGGAUCAGUGGUUGGUAUUCAACACGCUACUCUUCCUAAGAUACAAGGUACAUUCUGUAUUAUCCAGCGGUCUCUUUACUGCAUGGUACUACUUUGUUCUCUUGUGAAGUGUGUUCUUCCGCGUGCAUAUUAGCGAGUCAUGUGACAAUGGAACACGAACAGGGUAUUAUCUGAAGACAUGAUGUUAACCUAGUAGUUCACAGAAGUUAAGUGGCACGAUGUAAUGAGCAAUAGUUGACACGUUCGUGUCAGAGGAAUGAGUGUAAAAUCACAAGACGCGUGUCUGACAUGCUCUCACCCAAACCCUGCUCCUGGAUAUCUUGAGUCAAUUCUUGAUUUUCCUCCAUCUCUCCGAACAGAUUCUUGGAUUAUUUAGAGAGAUAAGUCACCCUAGAAAAACAACAACAUUCAUGAAUCCAUACAUUAACAAGUGGUUAUAAACAAAACUAUUUUACGAAUCCUGGCAGGGGUUCAAAUCCUGCUAUGGGCGUGGGAAUUUUUCUCUUCAUAACUGAAGGCUAUCACUCAGCGAGGUUCAUCAGCAUAGUAUGGUCAUUGUGGUGUCCAUUAUUCUCGAGGUGUUACAUUCGGACAGAUAACAGACAGUAUGGCAAAAAUGCAUUUUUUGCAGUUUCGUUCGAGAACGCACCCAACAGCUGAAUGCUUGUAAGGAGAAAUUUUUGAUCUCUGACCAUCGAUAUAUAUAUCGAUUCCAUCAAACCGGAAGCGAAUUUGCAUUUCCCGUGAUUCUGUGCGCGCAAGAGUGACGUAGAGGAAAAUAGCCUCAUGUUUUGUAAGCAUAAUUUGACUUGUGAAAUUAAUAUAUUUUAAUGUGAUAAAGUGUGAAUUUUAUAAAGUGAGACAUGUGUGCCAUCAGCUGGAUCUAUGAAAUUAAAUCAACUUCGUCCAUUGAGUGCCGUCAUCUAGCUAGUUGGUUUUUGCUGUGGAGUGGACUUGGUUGAGGAAAUAGAAGCUCUUUAUAAACACGUCAGAGGCUGUUUGUUGGUCCAUUGGGAGAUCAUAACACCGCUGCAGUCAAACAUGUCCAGCCCUGAGGGCCGCGCUGUGUCGCCACCGUCAACCCAGAAGCGGUACGUUCCUGAAGAAAACCUUUUGUAACUACCUACAACAAGUACAAGGCGUCACAACCCAAAAGGCCACUCUGACAUUUCAUCGCCGUGAGAUUCUGACGUCUGAUGAGGUUAGAUUUGGAGUGCGCUGAUGGUUGUGUGCCAGUCUCAGGAUGGUCGAAGGCCCUGGAAGGUCCAAAAGGGACAAUGCUUUGGCUCGCCUUCAAUCUCGGGGUGGUGUCGGCGGUUUUGGCGCUCCUCGACAUGUCUCUCUGCUCCUUCUACUUACCAAGCUUUGAAGAUUUUAAUAAGCAGACUUUUCGAUUACAGACACAAGUUUCCUAUUCGGUCUUGAACGAAGCGGUACAUCUGCUCUACGUUUCUCAGGGGAUUGUGGGCUGCUUGCAGUCCGCGGUGUGCGCUCUGCUGUUCUACAAAUCCGCUCGUACCUCGGCGGACCUACGGUGGUUUGCGGCGUGGCUGUUUCUCUUCACUGUCGUCAUCGUCUCGUAUCUGCGAGUGCUGAACGCGGCCUCACUCUUCCAGGAACCCGUUCCAGUCGUUAAUGUCCUGGCCAAGGGACUGCUCUCCAGUGUUCUGAACGUGUAUUUCUUGUUGGCGUCUCUGUGUAUGUACCAUCAACAUAGCCACCAGGAUAUACAGCCAAUUGGAAUCAUGUUGUGAUACAGAGUCUUCCUCGUGCACUCUCCUGUGAGUUCUUGUGAGCAGAUUCUUAAUGCAUUUGAAUCGUCAUUGAAUAAAUAUGGCAAGACGUAUUACUGUGGUGUUGGUAAGAAAAUCUGUAUGCAGGUAACUGGUUGCUUUACGAAUUGUAAAUAUCUAACGCUUGAAGUAUGGAGAAAUAACUUAAAACAGAAUAAAACUAGUCUGGAAUUCAUGACAUAUUUGUUGUUAACUCUGCUUUUAUAAGCUGUUGAUUGUCUUGGCUAUGCAGUUUGUUGAGAGACAGCUGAGAUAAAUCGGGCAAGAAAUACUUAGUGUUGUAAGAAUUCAGCUGAAUAACUGUACUUUCAAUGUUAUGAUGUACUUGCUAACAGCUUGAAGUUACCAGUUCUUUCAAACCAAGUUACUGGCUUCUGGAACUCAUUACGGGAUUGCUUAAUUGGAUAUGUUAUAAACUAACGUAAAAAGCUUUG
Molecule: messenger RNA, 3775 nt
Organism: Zootermopsis nevadensis
Lineage: Eukaryota; Metazoa; Arthropoda; Insecta; Blattodea; Termopsidae
Source: RefSeq, a predicted model, not a curated record